CAAGCCGCGAGCGGUCCCAUUGUUUGCAGGACCAGCAGCAGCGAUGGCCGAGCGAUCGACGAUCCACUUUGGCGCGCUCUCUGCGAGCAGCAUCGUCGGCGCAGGCUCUAGCUCCGUUCAGGCCGGUAUCCGUGCGGGUAACAUCAACACGGGCAACUCGGGUGAGAAGGAGGUGCUUGAGCUCUCGGAGACGAGUCGACUGGCCCAGGAGAAGCAUGCGGAGCAGCUUCGGCGGCUCGAGACGGAGCGCCGCGCGCGCUUGAUUCAAGUGCCGACGCGCACGGAAGAAGUGAUCCAGCAGCUGCGUAGCCUCGGUGAGCCCAUCACAUUGUUCGGCGAGAAGCCCGAAGAUCGCCGGGCACGUCUUCGCGACCUUCUGGGUGCCCUCCAGCUCGCGGGCGACGUCGACACGAUCGUCGCGGCGCAGGCUAAAGCGAACGCUGCUGCCUCCCAGCAAGUCGGGUACGAGAAGGAAAAGAAGGUUGCGAUCGAAGACCAGCUUUUCUACGUGCCGCUCAAGACGAAUGACCUCAAGGUCGCCCGCCACGCCAUGUUCAAGCACUCGAUGGUGAGCACGAGCGCGCGGCUCCAGCAAGAGCGCGCGCAAAUGGAAGGAACGGUCUUUGAUGCCGACAAGCACGCGGCACAGCUGUACCGCGAGGCGCAAGAGACGAGCCUGAACGCGAGUCAGCUCGCGGACGUUCGGCCGCUCUCGCAUGUCAAGUAUUCACCCGACGCGAGUCUCUUGGCGACAGGGUCGUGGAGCUCGAACGUCAAGAUCUGGGAUAGCAAGUCGUGCGACCUCGUGCACACGUUGACGGGUCACACGGAUCGCAUCACGGGCCUCGCCUGGCACCCGGCGUCGACGACGGAAAGUCCGAUCUUGGCCUCGGGCGCGGCCGAUGGCACGGCCAAGAUCUGGAAAGGCAACGCGCUGGCCAUGACGCUCAAGGGGCACCAGAACCGGCUGGGCCAAAUCGCGUUUCAUCCGCUCGGCUCGUACCUCGCGACAACGAGUUUCGACCACUCGUGGCGGCUCUGGGACAUUGAGCGGGGCACAGAGCUCCUCUUCCAGGAAGGCCACUACCGCGAAGUCUAUGCGAUCGCGGCGCAGCCCGACGGCGCGCUCAUGGCGACAGGGGACCUCAAUGGCCUCGGCCGCAUCUGGGACAUUCGGUCGGGGAAAGCGAUCUUGCCGCUCCAGGGCCACGCCAAGCAGAUCGUGUCCAUGAGCUGGCACCCCAACGGCCACGUGCUCGCGACGGGCAGUGACGACCACACGAUCCGCGUCUGGGAUCUUCGCAAGCGCCAAAACAUCUACGUCGUGCCGGCCCACGAUGCGAUGGUGUCCACUGUGUGCUACUCGUCGUCGGGCGAGGUGCUCGCGUCGGCGUCGUUUGAUGGGUCCAUGAAGCUGUGGCGGUCGCGCAACUGGACCUGCCUUGCCGUGCUGAAAGGCCAUGACGGCAAGGUCAUGUCGCUCGACAUGGCGCCAGACGAGACGCACUACGUCUCGGCGGGCUGGGACCGCACCUUCAAGACCUGGGCGCCGGCCCGCGAGUGCUAAUGUAAUCAAUCCUGCUUCU
Molecule: messenger RNA, 1586 nt
Organism: Saprolegnia parasitica CBS 223.65
Lineage: Eukaryota; Oomycota; Saprolegniomycetes; Saprolegniales; Saprolegniaceae
Exons: 2
Coding region: 44-1567 (507 amino acids)
Biological process (GO): mRNA splicing, via spliceosome
Cellular component (GO): U4/U6 x U5 tri-snRNP complex
Molecular function (GO): U4 snRNA binding; U6 snRNA binding; protein binding
Source: RefSeq, a predicted model, not a curated record